AAUUCUUGAGCAAAACUGUCAACUACCAUCUGUACAAUAAAGCUGAUCUGCAAAACUGAGCUUAACAACUAGCACAACCAGUCAUGUUAUAUCUCGUGGGUAGAUUCUUGGGUAGUAUUUUGGGUAGUGGUUCGACGAAGCGCAAGCGUCAAGAAGAAGAGGAAGAAGUGAAUCAGGAAAGCUGUGAUGACAACGGUUGUCGAUGUUGCCGAAAGAGAAGAAAACUAUCCUGCGAGGAGAAUCUAAGGCCAGAGGAGACUAACACUUCGGAAGAAGAGGAAAUCGGUCAAAAAUCAAAACACAAUGUUCCCGCUACUAACAAUACACACAAAGAUGCUUCCGGUAGUUCACCUGCUGAGGGAACGUCCACAACAAGUGUAAAUAAUGCAAACGCCACUGCAAGUAUGGAUACAACGAUUUCAUCAAACUCAGGCAUUGUUCUCACAACUCGUGUACCAACUGCCGCUGACACUAAUGCAACAGCAGAACAAGGCAGCACACCAAAUCCAACUACGAGUGUCAUCAAACCAUCGGCCACCACUGAAACCACCACUGCCAACGACACAGUAGAAGCGAUUGAUAAACCAUCGAACAGCACUGAUAAGACAGCCAAAGACUCUGAGACAGUAAAACCGGUUGGUAAUCCACCAAUUUCAAAAGCUACCGACAAAACCAUAGAAGCAAAAGCAUCGAACAGCACUGAAACGAUAGCCAAAGACUCAAAUACAGUAAAAACGGUUGGUAAUCCACCAAUUUCAAAAGCUGCUGACAAAACCAAAGAAACAAAAACAGACGAUUCAAAUGUAACAAAAACCCUCGAUACGGAGGUUGUACUGAAUCUGAGCAUCGACGAAAAAUUAGAAGUAGACCACGUCAAUUACAUCCGAGAAGAAUUUAUCUUUCCACUCGUGAAUAGAGAAGCAUUCGUAUCUGCUGGCUUUUCCAUUCAAAGAGGACUUCUUUUGCAUGGAUCCUCACACGGAAUGCGUACCUUCGUUAAAGGAUUCGCCAAUGAACUCUCGCGCCUUUUUGGAAAGCCUGCACGCAUAUUUUCGCGUACACCACUAGAUCUGUUCAGAAGCUACUCAGAUGAUGCAGAAAAAUUCAUGACAAGAAUACGAGAAAGUGUGAAGAAAUGUAACGAAGAUAUUCCAAUUAUCAUUUUGUUAGAGGAACUACGGUCAUGUUUGUCACAUUGUGAUGUCUUAAAGUACGAUACGGGCAGUUGUUCAGCGCUUGCCGGCUUAUUGAAAACAUUUUUGGCAGAAAAUAGUAAAUAUCAGAGACUAUUCAUCAUUGCAACAGUAGAUGAUAUGAAAAUUCUUCCAAAGCUCUUAUUGGAACCAGGAAUGUUAAAAAAAACCUUACAUUUUCCCGGUGCAGAAAGUGCAGUUAAAAGAAAACAGUUUUUGAAAGAAGCUGUAAAGAAAUGGAAGGUACAGCCAGAAGAUAAAUUGUUGGAUGAAAUGGCAGAGAAAACUGUCGGAUUUAGUGCAGCAGAAUUACAAGAAUUUGCACAGACGGUACUUUUGUCCACGGUACAUGAUAAAAUGAGAGGGCAGCUAAAAGAUUCAUGUUCGAAAUGUUGCGCGCUCCCAGAUUCCUGGAAAGCAAAGGAAGAUUUCUUCGAAUCCGUCAAUCCCACAACUGAGCAAUGGGAAAAGAUUUUCAAAACCCUGCAGAAGCCUUGCAAUAAAAAUACGAACGGAUGCGCAGUUGCAACAGCACCUUCGUUGGAGAAUCCGACUGCGAACAUAAACUUUUCGACCGUGGGAGGAUUGGAUGAACAAAUCACAUAUCUGAGAGAGAAUAUUAUCGUCCCGCUCAAAAAUAAAGAUGUUCUCAAGGAAUGGGGAGUGGAGCCGGUCAAAGGAAUCAUAUUCCAUGGGCCACCGGGAACAGGAAAAACUUUGUUAGCUAAAGCAAUGGUGAACGAAUUGGACAAACUCUUCGAAGACCAGCCUGCGACUUCAGCGGAAUCACCCGAUGAAAAUGUUCCUAAGACCACAGCUGCCACAGCAGUUCCCAAGAAAAAGUACAGCUUCUUUUACCGUAAAUCUACGGAUUGCUUUAACAAAUACGUUGGAGAAUCAGAACGAAUCCUUCGUGAGCUAUUCAGCACGGCAGAGAAACAAGCUCCCUCCGUUAUAUUUUUUGAUGAAUUCGAUGGACUUUGUCCGACUCGCACGAGCUCUACGUUUCAAUUCUAUACGAACAUUGUGACAACGCUGUUGGGACUUAUGGAUUCUGUGAAGAGAGGAGAUAUUCUCAUUAUUGCUGCCACGAAUCGAUUGGAUUCGUUGGAUCCCGCAAUACGUAGAGCAGGUAGAUUUGAUCGAAUAGUUGGAUUUCCAAUGCCAGGGAAAGAAGGAAGAGAAAGCAUUCUUGAGGUUCACACAAAGGCAUGGAAGAAUGGAAAUACUAAGGAAAUUUUGGAGCAAAUGGCGGAGAAGACUGUGGGAUACAGUGGAGCGGAUUUGGAACAAUUGGCUAGAGGAACACUAAUUCUUGGGAUGCAAAGAUUUCUGGAGAAAAAAACUCAACAACUGGAAAUUGUCCCCGAAGAUUGGCACACUGCCCUAUCGCAAACCAACCCCAGCAAUAAUUCCGGAGAAAUCGCAUUUGGUAAUGGCUCAACAUUUCUGCGACGAGUCCCGGAAGGCGUUAAAUUGCUUCUUGAAAGUAACAUGACAAAGAUUGAUCAGAAACUGCAACCAAUAUUCACUGCUAUUGAAGAGUCGGCCAAAACUAAUUGCAGCGGAGGACUUAAUUCAUUCCUAAUCUCGUCUGGUUCGGAAAAUAAUGACGUCGAUAGGUAUCUGGUACCACUUCUGCUCACGGAAUCCAAACUCUUCAAGAACGUGGCUCCAUAUACCCUUGAUCUGUCUGAUAUUCGGACGCUGACAAGGAAGCAGGUUCAAUCUACACUGGCCCAGUUGCAUUCUUCGCCGGAUGGAAAGAUUCCGUUGCUUUUUAUUCCUCAAAUUGAGGUGUUCAUUAAAUUGAAAAAUAGUGAAGCGAAUGCUGGAGGUAUUGUGGAUUAUGUACUCGCUCAACUCCAAACGAUCAGAGGAAAGAAUGUGCUACUGCUGGCCACAAGUAAAGUGACCUUGACAAAUAUGCAACAAAACGAAGAGAUGCUCACCCUCUUCAAAGAUGUUGAAGGUUCAAAAUGUCAUGAAUUCAUGCGACCGUCGCUUCAGGAUUUGGCAUCCUUCUUCAAAGCGAACACACGAUUGGAAAAAGAGUUCCCGAAACAACUGGAAUGUGCCGUGAAAUUUGGAGAGGGUAAAGACGUGGAAACUUUAUUGGAUCUGAACGCGGAAGUGCAACGCAUACUACAGCAGAAGGAAGGCGAAGAAAACAAGACUGACAAAUUCAUUUCGGAACAAUUGACAGCUCUAUUGAACGCUUUCAACAAUCAUAAGAGAGGACAGAAUCACCUUGACCUUUACAUUUAGUAAUAAUUUUUGUUUUCUGUUGAAUUAUUAAUACAAGAAGAACUGAUACCCACGAAUCAUGAUGAGACUC
Messenger RNA from Bradysia coprophila, 3531 nucleotides. RefSeq lists its product as uncharacterized. The record is from RefSeq and is a predicted model, not a curated record. NCBI's taxonomy places the organism in Eukaryota, Metazoa, Arthropoda, Insecta, Diptera, Sciaridae. Gene Ontology annotation, biological process: transcription initiation-coupled chromatin remodeling; nucleosome assembly; nucleosome disassembly. Gene Ontology annotation, molecular function: ATP hydrolysis activity; histone binding; chromatin binding. Gene Ontology annotation, cellular component: nucleus.